Dendroctonus ponderosae (mountain pine beetle) is the source of this 3038-nucleotide messenger RNA. It is a transcript of the gene mei-9, whose product is annotated as DNA repair endonuclease XPF. The record is from RefSeq and is a predicted model, not a curated record. Gene Ontology annotation, molecular function: single-stranded DNA endonuclease activity; single-stranded DNA binding; damaged DNA binding. Bases 77 to 2812 code for a protein of 911 amino acids. Gene Ontology annotation, biological process: nucleotide-excision repair involved in interstrand cross-link repair; resolution of meiotic recombination intermediates; double-strand break repair via homologous recombination. Lineage: Eukaryota; Metazoa; Arthropoda; Insecta; Coleoptera; Curculionidae. Gene Ontology annotation, cellular component: nucleotide-excision repair factor 1 complex. The transcript is spliced from 15 exons.
UGAUGAAGUUUAAAAAACAUAACCCCGAAUAUGUGCAUUGUUUAUCUUUAUCCAUGAUCUUCAUCGAAUUUAGUGAAUGGUUUAUAGAAUGGCAGAAAACAACGAGGAAGACCCACUGUUAGACAAAGCUGAUAUAGAAUAUAUGCUGGAAUUUGAAACUGAAAUAUUUCUCGACAUUGUACGCAGUGAUGGUUUAGUAGUUGCUGCGAAAGGAUUGAAUCUCGAUUUAGUGCUGCUGAACAUUCUGAAGGUGUACCAAGACCCUGGUAAUCUAGUGUUGGUGCUAAAUGCCACAGAUGCUGAGCAGAAAUAUUUUGAUCAAAAGCUCAAUUAUCAGCAUGUGUACAUUGAGCAUGAUACCGGAGACAAAAGAAUCGAGGAAUAUCUCUGUGGCGGCAUCCACUUUCUGCCAGCCAGGAUUCUAGUCGUCGAUUUGUUAAAGAAGCGACUCCCAAUCGACAAAGUUACAGGAAUUGUGGUUUUAAGAGCCCAUCGGAUUUUCGAAAGCUGCAAUGAGGCCUUUGUGUUGAACUUGUACAGGCAACACAACAAAACUGGCUUCAUCAAAGCAUUCUCAAACAGUCCCCAAAGCUUUACAGUCGGGUUUGCACAGGUGGAACGCGUAAUGAGGGCCCUUUUCGUAAAAGACCUGCACCUUUGGCCACGAUUUCAUGCCCUAGUAAGGAGCAGCCUGAAGAAACACGAACCCCAAGUGAUAGAGUUGCAUAUUCCAAUUAGCGAGCAAAUGAAGAAGCUGCAAACGUACAUUCUGGAAAUAAUGAACAACACAGUGAAGGAGCUCAAACGACUGAACCCCGGCGUAGAACUUCAAGAAGUUACAGUAGAAAACUGCCUGAUUAAGAAGUUUCACAAAAUUCUCCAGACUCAAAUGAACGACAUCUGGCAUCAGCUGAGCAAUAAAAGUACUCAGUUAAUUGCGGAACUAAAAGCCCUGCGACAUUUACUACUCUUAAUGUUUUACUCGGACCCAAUUUCCUUUUACUCAACAAUUCUGGAAUAUCGCAAGGCUGAUUACGCCAGAACGGUCGACUGGGUGUUGAGCCAGUCUGCCGAACUGCUUUUCCGAGAUGCCAAAGCAUUAAUUUACUCAGCGGAUAAAGAAUUUGAUCCCGAAUUUUGUCCAAAAUGGGAGGCUCUUUUGGAAAUCCUUAAAGUGGAAAUACCCGCAGAGAUAAGGAAAAACAAAAGCCCCGAAAACACAACAGUAUUGAUCUUAUGUUCGGACCAACGAACUUGUUAUCAGUUGAACGAGAUUUUAUCACAAGGCCCCCGUUUCUAUUUGCUGCACGAGGCGCUAAAGAAGAAAGUCCCAUUAAAUGCACUGAGCAGCAAUUUCAAAAACUGCAGCAAUCUGCCUGAUGUAGCAAAGGCUGAACAAUCAAACGUGAAGCCCAAGACCCGAAAGGGGGCCAAGAAAAUGAAAACGGACGAAGAAGCAGGAGGAAGUUCGGAAAAUAUCCAACCCAGCAUCGACGAAGAGGAGUUGGAAGACGAAGACUUCCAAAGCACUUAUAUAUUGACAAUGAGCGAAAGUGUAUUGAAAGACUUUGACGAGUCCAGUCGAGAAGAAUCGAUCUUAACACCUUUUACCCAAAUGGAAAACAUGAACAUCACUCAAGUGUGUGAGUCAAUCACGGCGCCUAAGAUACUCAUUCAAACCUUUAAAAGUGGCGAAAACUACAUCAGUCUUCAGAACAAUUUACAAAUGUUGAAACCCAAUUUCAUUGUGAUGUAUCACAGCAACAUCACCGCCGUCCGGGAGAUUGAGAUGUACGAAGCCCAUCGCCAAAGCGACACCCCAUUGAAAAUCUACUUCCUCAUCCAUGCAGGCACAGUGGAAGAACAGGCUUAUCUCACAACUUUAAGGCGAGAGAAGGAGGCCUUUGAGUACCUAAUUGAAACUAAAGCUUCCAUGGUUGUUCCUGAAGACCAAGAUGGAAAAUCUGACCAGUGCAUGACGUUGCAAAGAGGCUCUGCAACUCCCGAAAAAAACACGCGUAAGGGCGGGCAGGCUGAGGAACCAGCCAAGAGGGUUGUCAUUGUUGAUAUGAGGGAGUUUCGAAGUGAUUUGCCCUCCUUAAUCCACAAGAGGGGAAUAGAAAUCGAGCCUGUUACAAUCACAGUGGGAGACUACAUUCUUACACCAGAAAUCUGCGUCGAAAGGAAAAGCGUUUCCGACUUGAUCAGCUCAUUGAGCUCAGGCAGAUUGUACCAGCAGUGUAUGCAAAUGCAAAGGUUUUAUUCCAAGCCCAUGUUGCUCAUAGAGUUUGAUCAGAAUUCGCACUUUGGAUGGAAUAACCAGUACAUGAUUUCUGACGACGACAGCAGCUUUAAAGUGCAAGAAAAAUUGCUGUUGCUUACGAUACAUUUUCCGAAGCUGAAAAUAAUUUGGAGCCCCAGCCCAUACGCAACGGCGCAGUUAUUUGAGGAGCUUAAGCAAGGCAAAGCCGAACCUGAUAUCGGAGGUGCCAUUGCGAUAGGCGACCACGAUCUGGACCUAAUAGAAACCAAGUAUAAUUCGAGUGUUUAUGAUUUUGUGCAAAAACUACCCGGAAUCACUAGCAAGAAUGUUGACCGAUUCUUGAGGUCAGGCAUUAACAUGCAGGCCGUUGUGCAGAAAUCAGAAGAGGAACUCAGGGAUGUUUUAGGCAAUCCAAGUGAUGCAAAAGCUUUGCACUCCGCGCUGCAUGACGAGUGCAGUUCCGCCAAGGAGGCUCAAGAAAAGCCAAAGUUUAGUAGAGUACCGGGUAAAAGUAGCCGAGGUGGAUAUUGGCGAGGCAAAGGAAAAUAGCGGCAUUUUACCCAGGUAGGAAUCUUUUUUUAAAUCUACCUAAACAUUUUCUAUUGUAAGUUUUAAUGUAUGAGGUUUCGUCAAAAUUCUUUAAACUUGGAAAUUCAACUGGUUGUUCUUUUUACAUCGAAAUCCUACUUUUAACUAACUGUGAUCGAAAAAUGCGACUGCUCUAUAGGCCUAGACAUUCCAGAGAAUAAAAUUUGCUAUAAAAAAGUGGCUGCAA